Messenger RNA from Magallana angulata, 3242 nucleotides. RefSeq names its product CBP80/20-dependent translation initiation factor-like. Bases 294 to 1031 code for a protein of 245 amino acids. Gene Ontology annotation, molecular function: protein binding; RNA binding; translation activator activity. The record is from RefSeq and is a predicted model, not a curated record. Gene Ontology annotation, cellular component: cytosol. The transcript has 5 exons. Lineage: Eukaryota; Metazoa; Mollusca; Bivalvia; Ostreida; Ostreidae. Gene Ontology annotation, biological process: regulation of translational initiation.
AAUUCAUUUCCUUAUGUCUUGUACACUAUCGUAUAAUUCUCCUAUAACAUUUACAGUACUUCGUACAGGUAUAUUGAUCAAGUUUUACUUAUAUCUGGAAGGUGCCAAGUGAGGGAUUAGGAUAAGACUAUUGGAUUCCAAAAAGAGGUUUAAACAAUUGAUCAGCCUAUAUUUGUCAGGAAAGUCUGUCUGCUAUAUGACUUUACCAGUAAUUAGUUUUUUUCCAGACAGCACAUGUGUAUGAAAAUUUCUGAGAUCUGAAAGCAUGGACUAAGGUUUUUAUUUGUGACAGGAUGCAAGGGGUUAAUAUUAGAAGAAAUGGGGAUUCCCCUCCCCCAGGCACCGUCCAGGAGCUUGAGGACUAUUUGGAUGGGCUGACCCUCAAUCUGACCGAGGACAAUUUGGAGGACAUCAUGACCUUAUCCCAAUCAAUGUCCACAGAGGACCACCUCAAAAACGUGGCCAAGCGCCUUUACGACAAGAGUUUGAGAGACCAAGAAUUUGCUAAAUAUGGAGCGUGCAUUUGUGACAGACUUUCUAAUGUUGAAGUGCAAGGAUCAAAGUUCAGAAAUGUGAUACUUAAAUUUGUUCAGGAAGAUUUCAAAGCAAAAGACGAGACCAGACGCUCGGACAACAAGCGGUACCUGGGCUUUGUCUCCUUCCUGUGUCAAGUGUUCGGCAAUGUUCGACUUGCGACGGGCGAUACUAUGAAGCCGUUAGUGGUCCCAGUCUAUGAUUGCCUGGAGCAGAUCUUAAACGACCAAUCGUCAAAUGAAGACGAAUACGAAUGUUUCUCUAUACAGCUGCAGUCUAUUGGAAAAGACCUUGAACUUCAGGAUCAGCCACGCAUGUCGUUAAUGCUCGAUCAAGUGCGAACUCGUAUCAUAAAAGAUGGUUUGACGGCUCGUGGUCGCUGCACCUUACUGGAACUUCUAGAAUGUGGGUCGCGGGGGUGGAAACCGCUGUCCAACGACUUGACCCGAUUUUACUGCGACACCAUGGUGGAAAUAUUUGCAACGAGCAUCGAAUGAAAUUUGGUUUUAUACCAUUCCGGGUUUACAGUUACUGAACCAGAAAGAAGUAGUAGCACAUCUACUGGGGUCAAAGAGAGGUCAUUUCAUGUUGACCUGAACUUGACCUUUUUGGGGUCACUGAACCAUGACAUGUUACAAAUUGUAAAAAAAAUGUUGGAUCACCAGCGAUGUGUUCUGUUUUAAUGGAGAAAACAAAUAAAACCAAUUAAGGAACUAAUUAUGCUAUAAUUGUCACAACUAGUCUAUGUCUGUCCUUUUUGACAUAAUUUGAUGAAAUGGUUGGAUUCAGUUUAAGUGUGGACCAGUUUAUGUGAUAGUUAAUGAAUAGAGUGAAAAACAGUGGAUAUAUAUGUCGUAUGGUUAAAAUAUUGUCUAAAAACAACCAGCGUAACUUGACAUGAAGCAGAGGCAUACAGUUUCUUUGAAUUACUGUUAAAGCUUUUAGGUAUCUUAGAGCUUAUAUAGAAUAGAGCAUGCAUUAUAUACAUGUAAAUUGUUUGUCAGAACUACUGGUCUACUUACUCUCCAGCAAAAUGAAUGCACGCAUAAGGGUAGGAAAAAACCCCAACUUUGUGUACUAGUUUAAUAAAUAGCUUGAGAACUAUUGUGCUCACCCUUUUGAAAUGGUAGAUGUAUUAUAAUCAUAAGGAAUUAUAUUUAAUAUGUACCUUAAAUCUCGGGCCAAGCCAUACAGACUCUCUAAUGUACAGUACAAUGUUAUUCUUGCAGCCAUUUUUGCAGUGAAUUAAAGAUGCGAGUCAAUUCAACACAGACCACUAUGUACCAAAUACAGAAAUUUUUGUUUUAAUGAAGAUUAAUUUUUAUCAAAGGAUGGACUGCUUACAUGGACUGCUUAGAGUGCCAUAUAUGCAUUUUGUAAUUUUUAGACUUUCAGGGUAUGAUUGUAUAAAAUAUUUUGUUGAAGUAAAUUUAUUAUAAAAGACCAUGAUUACACAGUUUGCCAUAUAUAUUUGAUGAAUUUCUUGGGAUCACUUAGCUUGAGCUUGCCAUUGUGAGAGGAAAUGCUAUAAUAAAAUUGUUUACUUUAUAGCACAAUGUUAUAGAGUAGAAAAUACAAGAGAUUUUCAAACUCUCCCAACGGAGAAACUAUCAUCAAAUUUAUAAUGCGUAUUCAUCUUUUGAAAUUUAAUAACCUUCAAUUCAUGAGAUAAAUCUUUCAUGUGAGAGUGAAGAAAAUGGGUUUUUAACAAAAUUUUAAGGGGGUGGAGUUAUAUUCUUUAACCUGAGUACAUUGACUGUUAAUAAUCCAAAAAUAAACUUUCAGAUCCUCCACAUGAUAUUGGUAUUGGAUGUAAUAUUUUUAGGCAAAAUUUACAGCAUUUUAUCAAAGCAUGUCUAGACAAAUAUUAACCAGUCAUAUUUGUGCACUGCAUGGCUAUAUAUGGAUUUAUAUUAUGUAAUUAUCCUUAUACCGUAGAUUCCUUAUUUUACACGAGUACACUUAAUUCCACGAUUGAACCGUUUUGCAUCGAAAAGCGAGAAUACAGAGUUAGGAACACCAAAUUUUUAUCAUAGUUUCAUUUAAUUUACAUACGUUUGAAAAUAAAUGAGAGAUUAUAUAUUCCGUGAAAUUUGCCUCUCACGAUUUUACGCAGAUUUAAAUUUCGCGUUUUAUUGGGAAUCUACAGUUACUGUAUAUUUAUUUGUCUCCCAGAACCACAAAACCAUAGUAAAUUAUUCAGUCAUGUACACAUAUCAAGGACAGUAUUUUGCUUGCUUGAUUACCUCAAUUUUAUUUGUAAUUAUUUUAUUUUUUGAGCCUGUGAACAAGUCAUGGGAAAGAACUGCAGAACUGCAUGCAUAAGCGUGGCCUUUCAUGAAAGAUUUCUCUGGAUAUAGCGACUGUAUUAUAUUAUGUUUAUAUAAGCAACAUGUAGUGUUUAAGUGUUUUUGAUUGUAUAUUUUAACAUUUAUUUUUUUUUUUACAAAGAGACACACUUGUUAGCUAAAACCUGAUGUUGGACUUUAUUUUUAACCAAUCUUGCAUAUAUACCGGUAGCGGAUAUUGUGAGCCUUAAAUUCGGAGAAAAAAAUUCUUUUCUAUAUAAAAUGUGUAAGGGGAGAAAUGUUGUUUCCUCAUCAACAUUUUUAAAAAUGUUUUACAAAAGAAAAAAAAAUAAUGAAGCAAACUAGUCAUUGUCUGUUAUCAGGGACCUAUAGUGUGUAUUCUUGCAAUGUGUACAGAAG